CCUGAAGGUGUGGGGGGCCGAUGGGGAGCUGUUUCUGCUGACAUCAUGCACCUGGGAGGUACCCAGGAGGCCGCCUCUGCCCUAGUCUGCCCACUGAAGAUGGCUCGUGCCCACCCUGGGACAGAGCCUAGCGCCUGAGGACCUUACCAUGGUGAUGAUCCUAAGGAAAAGCCUCAACGACCAGGGAGCUGACUCCAUAGCAGGCAGGACCUUCAACCCUGAGCUGCACACGCCAAAGAAGAUGAGUCAAGGACCGACACUUCUCUCUUGUGGAAUUAUGGAAAAUGACAGAUGGCGAGACCUGGACAGGAAAUGCCCUCUUCAGAUUGACCAGCCGAGUGCCAGCAUCUGGGAGUGCCUGCCUGAGAAGUGUCCGGAUGGCGCCCUGUGGCACCGGGAGGCAGCGGCUGCCUGUGCGGUGACCAGCCUGAUCAAAGACCUGAGCCUCAGCGACCACAGCGGGAGCCCCUCAGCACCCCCCAGCAAGCGCCAGUGCCGGUCGCUGUCCUUCUCCGAUGAAAUGUCCAGCUGCCGGACGUCGUGGCGGCCCUUGGGGUCCAGAGUCUGGACUCCUGUAGAAAAGAGACGGUGUCACAGUGGGGGCAGUGUCCAGCGCCACUCCGACGGCUUCAGCCCCGUGCAGAGAAGCUCCAGCUUCAGCCUCCCUUCCCGGGCCAACGCGCUCUCCUCGCACUACGACCAGGCAGCAUUUCACCACCAGUUUGGAGGCCAGCCCUACCAGGGGCUGCCGGGCUCGGCCACCUGUGGACGGGCAGGUGACAUCUGGAGCCCUGACCCGACCCCCGUGGGAGGGGGUCGGCUCGACAUGCAGCGGUCCCUCUCCUGCUCCCAUGAGCAGUUUUCCUUUGCCGAGUACUGCCCACCCUCAGCCAGCAGCACACCUGCCUCAACGCCAGAGCUGGCCAGGCGCUCCAGUGGCCUCUCCCGAAGCCGCUCCCAGCCGUGCGUCCUUAAUGACAAGAAGGUUGGCAUUAAACGGCGGCGCCCCGAGGAGGCGCAGGAGCAGAGGCCUUCCCUGGACCUUGCCAAGAUGGCUCAGAACUGUCAGACCUUCAGCAGUCUCAGCUGCCUGAGCACGGGGAUGGAGGACUGCGGCCCCCACAGCCCCUUCGCCCUCCACGUCAGCAGCACCAGGUCCUGGACUGCCUUGCUCUCGGCCUCCGGCACUGGGGGCAGGACCCCUGCCGGGACCCCUGUCCCUGAGUCGCUCCCCCCGUCCUUCGACGACCGCCCGCCCUGCACAGAGGAGCCAUGCUGUGAGGAGUCUGACGGCUAUGCCCCAGAGGAGGGCUGUGGCUGGAGAGGGGAGCCGGCCCCGGCCUGGCGGGACCGCAGGGCCGCCAGGAACAGCCCCUGCUCCCUGGAUGGCGAGCUGGACAUUGAGCAGAUAGAGAACAACUGAGGGGCUGUGGGCCUUCGGUCAGGGUGGGGUAUGUUAGAGUUAGUGGCCUCUGUCUGGGCACCAGGUGGGCACUUGGAGAGGGAGCCCCACUCCUGGGCCUGAUGAAAGCUUUCUGAGGGCACUGAGUCCCAGGGAGCAAGCCCAGCCACCUCCCGGAGAGGCUGUCCAGCCUUGGGGGGAUCCCGGCCGCACCACCCAGUGGGACGCCUCAGCCUUUCACCAGCACGGCGGCCACAGUCCACAGAACUGCUGGAGCCCAUCAAGCAGCUUUUGGUCUGGCUGUCUUCCCCCUUUCCCUCGUGGGGCAUCGGCUGCAGGCAUCCCAGCCACCCCCCGGGCAGCCUCCUGGCACUCCCGGUGGGGCCCGCUCUGCACGCCGACUCCCAGCUGAGGUUUCUGACCCAGCAGGCUUGUCAGGGGCCUGGGCUCGGGUCCAUCUGGUGGUGUCAGGGCCCUUCCCUGCCUCCUGCUCAGGUUCAGUUCUGGAGAGCUGGCCCCCCAGCUUCUGUCCCUCACUUUUAUUCCGUGCCUUCUCUCCCAGGUCUCCCUGCUUCAGGCUUGGGAAGGUUCGGGAGAUGCUUCCUUCUGUACUAACAACAGAACCAUUUGGCCUUAAUUCCAAGUGUGGGAGACAGGGGCCCUGGGGUGCUGGGUGGCCCUCCACAUCUGAACUUUCAGGGCCCAGGGAACAGCUUGGUGUGCUCGUUAGAGUCUGUCUGCAUUGGGUAGACAUUUGGUAGCUCUACUGGCCAAAAAGACAGAGCCACUUGCCACUCCUGUGGUGUGGAGGUCUGAGCCCGUGGCUCUCUGCCACUCUGGAGGCCACCUCAGCACGGGUGGCAUGUGGCAGCCAUUCUCCAUGCCUAACCUGUCACUGGGUGCUUAGCGUAGUUGAUUCAGGUGAGUAGAAAGACGUCAACAUAAAAGGGCACCUUCUGUAAAAUGUCCUCAGGAGGCAGGAGCUGUGAGCAGGUGCACAAACCCAGGCCCUGUGCACAUUUUAGGGGUGGAAGAUGUCUGCUGGCCACUCUGGGGGGCCUUCAAGGGCCCCUGCAGUAUUCUAAGCAUGCUGUCUUGGUUACUGGGGACUGCUGGCUUUAAUCAAGGUGCAUCGUCCCCCUCAGGUCAAGCCCACCCGCUGGUCAGCUGCAGGAAGCAGAGCAUUCUAAGUGCUGUUCCCUGCUGCAGGCCCCCUCAGGCCCAGAGCUCGCUGUGCACAUGCACUCUCCCAGGCUCCUCACACCCCGGCAGAUCCCUAACACGGAGGAGUGCCUGGCGUGUGAGGUCUUGCUCUCAGGCAGCUCCCCUCUAGCCGGCUUGCAGACACACCAUGUGGUCCUGCUCUCGUGGAAUCUGGCUUUUAGCAAACUUGCCAUCUUCUGCAGACAAGAGCAAUUGGGCUGGCUUAAAAGCAAGUGGCUGCUUUUCCCAUAAGGCUAAAAGUAACUGGGGUGUUCUCCUGGGUUCGCUGACUCGUGCUAAGAGCACCUGGGUAGUCGCUUUGCUCUUGUGCAUCCGCUCUGGAUGGAGGUUGAACACAAAUGGUUCUCACCUUUCUCCUAAAGAAAGACCCUAUUUGGGAAACUUGACUUAAACCUCCACUUUUUUUACUAGCUCAAAAGUGUGGUGGCUUAAGUUCUGAUUUAUAGGUUGCUUUUCUUAAAAAUCAGCCCUCAGAUGCUUGCAGAAAAUCCAACUUGGUGGCCCUUGGAGGCUGUGUUCACAGCCCAAGCUAGAGUAUCAUGGUUGUCGUACAGGGCCCUGGGCAGCUCUGGGGUGGGGGCCGGCUAGCCUCAGUGGCUCCCACCAAAGGCACGUCCCCCAGGACCCUGGAGAGCCGAAUCAGAGAGCUGGUUGCUCUGGGUAGAUGAUGACCUCUUUGCCCGAUCUCCACUCGGCAGGUUGUGGAGGCCACAUUUCCUUAGAGCAGAUCUGAGACGGCUGGGGUGGGUAUUGCUGACAUACGAAUUCAGAGAGCACGUGGAUGCCUCAUGUCCCCAGCCUGGGAUGGAAGGCACAGGCCCCUGUCACCUGUCACGGUGACCACAGAGGGAGCAUGGCCUCCAAAGCAGUCCUUCCUGUGGAAGGUGAGGCGGUGCCCCACCUCCUGGUGUACGUUGCAGGGAGGGAUGGAGGGUUGAGUGCUAUGGAGCAGGUGACCUGUCCUUGGACCCUGCCUGCUACCUCCCUUCCCAGGCCAGGGGGCAGGGAAGGACGAGCCGUGGAGCUCGUGAGACGGCCUGUCCACCACCCGCGCCCAAGCUGGUCCCAUCACCAGCAAGCCCACCCCCAGGCCCUUUCCGGCUUCCCCAGACUCCUCCUGGCUGUCCCCACCCCCACCAAAGCGCCUAGCCAAAGCCCACAGUAGCAGCAGUGAGGGGAGAGAAUGGCCGGUGUCCCUUCUGGUCAGAGAAAGAAGUGGCCCUCAGUUGGCUUCAUGUUUGUCUUGUUAAUGCAGCGAGCAGACCCCAUUUAAAAGGAACUGCCGUUCUGCCCGAAGAGGGCACGCUCCACCAUGGCAGCAGGACCAACGGUCUUGCUGGGAGAUUCGCCCAGGGGGUCCCUCUGACCCCGUGUGGCUGUCCCCCCGGGCGGCAGUGCACUGGGAGCUCGCCCUCCAGGAGCCGCCCUUUUGCCCCGGCCCCAUUUCUUGCAGCCAGUGCCCAUGAACUCCUGCCUCCAAGGGGAGACUGAGGGAGUUAAGAGCCAGGAGCGAGGGCUGUGCCAGGCCGCCCGGGGGCCCCGAGGGGCGAGGGCAGUCACGGCUCCCGGAGGGCCGGGUGGGGAGGGAGGCCAGCUGUCAUGUGCACCCCCGCCCGCUCCCAUAGGAGCGCGUGCGAAGCCGCGGGGCCAGCAAGGGCGGCUGCGCGGGGCCAGGGCCGCGGCCGCUCCUGCCUCACCCGGGGCGGGGGCGGGGGCCGGCCCGGGGCCCACAGGCGGCAUGACAUCGAGCCCACCGGAGCUGUUCUGGUCAUACACACAGAUUUUCAUUCUCAGAAAGCCUUACUUUUCAAUAAAAUCUUUGUAGCAGGAA
Messenger RNA from Manis pentadactyla (Chinese pangolin), 4457 nucleotides. RefSeq names its product family with sequence similarity 53 member B (gene FAM53B). The transcript has 4 exons. Gene Ontology annotation, cellular component: nucleus. NCBI's taxonomy places the organism in Eukaryota, Metazoa, Chordata, Mammalia, Pholidota, Manidae. The record is from RefSeq and is a predicted model, not a curated record. The coding region runs from base 149 to 1423 and encodes 424 amino acids. Gene Ontology annotation, biological process: positive regulation of canonical Wnt signaling pathway; protein import into nucleus.